Monodelphis domestica (gray short-tailed opossum) is the source of this 6055-nucleotide messenger RNA. The record is from RefSeq and is a predicted model, not a curated record. Lineage: Eukaryota; Metazoa; Chordata; Mammalia; Didelphimorphia; Didelphidae.
UUGCGGCAACGGGAGGAGGAGCAGCAGCGGAGGCGGCGGCGGCAGUAGCAGUGGCAGCAGUGUCGGCGACAGCGGCGAGGUGGUGAAGAGAGAGAGAGUGAGAGAGACAGAGAGACAGACAGGGAGAGAGAGAGAGAGAGAGAGAGGGGACAGCCGCCAGCAGGACAGCUCGUACGCGCAGUUCACAGGCACAGCUCGGGGUGGGAUUUUCAAACGCAGCCGCAGCCCAGUCGGCAGCCCGUCCGCUAGUGCUGGUCCGAGAGGGUCUGGCUGCCGGAGAUUUAGUAAGAACUUCGAGAUCUCUCCGCCGGGGACCAGCAGCAUCUUGAGCUCCCUCCCUCACACACACACACACACACACGCAGACACACAGAGAGACAGAGACAGAGACACACACACUCACACACAGCUACCUAGAGAGAGCGCGGGGAAGCACCCUCUCCGAGAGUCCAGAGUGAGCCGAUUGAAAGGAACCGGGGCCUGGAAGUAAACUUUGGCUGCGAGAGCAGGCAAGCUAGCGAGCGGGCGGGCGAGCGAGGGAGGGAGCGAGCCGCGGUGGCCUGGCCAGGGCAGCCGUGCGUGGAACCGGAUGCCUGCAAGAAGAGGAUGAGCUCUGGGGAAUUUGAUCUGCCAGCUGCUGCGCCGAUUUCGCACCCACCCCAGCGGAGCUAGAGGUAGAAGGCGAGCCCGCACCUGCGGUAUCUGACUUUCCGUGCCAAUCCCUAGCGUUGUGAUUUCUCCAUCCUCUCUCCCCGAUCUCCUUCCCCACUCCCCCCACCCGAGCUAUUUGAAAGAACUGAGACUUUGAUUUCCUCGGGCAAAUCCCCUCCUCUCUCAGGCUCCCCAGGCACUUGGCUCCCAAACUUGAGGUGGUGGGGGGAGUGCGCCCCGGGGUGCGGUGGUGGUAACUUUGAUUGCUCGAACUCGAGCCGCCCGCUGCCCUUUGCCUCGCUGGGGGCGAUUCCCUGCAGACGGCCCGCCUGUCGAUGUAAGCGGACCGACGGGCGCAGGAAAAAAAAUCUCUUUCUUUGCUAACGAGAGCAGCCGCUUCCGCAGCCUCUCCCUCUGUCCGCUGGCCUGAGCCCUGGGACCCAGGAGCGGCUGAGAAGCCCCGGCGUCUGCAGGACUUUCCGCCAACCUCAGCCACAGACGCGGCUCUCCUCCUUUCCCCUUCCCUGGGCAUUAACCUAAAUAGAUUUAUUUCUCUAGCUUAAAAGCAGAACAAAAACAGCAUCCAGGCUGACCAAGCCAUAAGGACUCGCUUAAAGUGUGCCUGUUUUCUGCAGUAAGAUUUGUGCAUUUUGGGGAAGGGGGGUGGUGGAGAUAUUUGCGCAUGCCAGGUGCAAAGAUAGCUAAAUCCCUCAUACAGUGACUGUGUGUGUGUGUGAGUGAGUGUGUGAGAGAGAGUGUGUGUGUGUGCGUGCGUGCGUGCGCGGAGCUCGGUGGCUGUGGUCUUGCCUGGGUUUUAGCUUCUCGUUUGUUUCGGUAACUUCUGUUUUUGACUCGGCUGCUCCCCGGGCCGGCCAGCAGAAACCUCGGUGCUCCUCCGUGCCUGCAAUCCGCCCCCCCUCGUCUCGGAUCGGAGGGGCUGUUGAUCGCCUCGAACUUUCAAGGGGCUGAAACUGCAAAGGGGGGGCGAAAUUGACUAGCAGGGCAGUCGGGAGCUAGGAGAAGAGCUGAGCCAGCGCGCUAGCUCUCUCGCCCUAUUUCUGUCUCCUCUCACUGUCUUUCCCAGCCUUUCUCUCCACAUCCCCGGCUUUAGUUCGCCUCCUGAUUCUGUUUUCUUCCUGCUCAGCAGGACCCAGCCUCUCAGCUCCUUCUUCACGCUUCUUUUCUCCCCGCCAAAAAAAAAUUAUUGGAAACAAAACAAAAAUUCAACAGGCGGCCCCCGUGAGAGAACAACCCUGUUUCUCAAAGGUGCCCGCAAAAAAGGCGUCACGGAGCCUAGAAAAAUGGAUUCUUUUUUGCCCAUGCUGCUCCUCGAGGCUUUACUAUGGACUCAGGCGUCAUCUUUGAUUAACUUAAAAUACUCUGUAGAGGAGGAGCAGCGAGCGGGCACAGUGAUUGCAAAUGUCGCCAAAGAUGCCCGGGAAGCCGGCUUUUUGCUGGACGCCCGGCAGCCCGCCUUCCGGGUGGUCUCCAACUCGGCCCCCCACCUGGUGGACAUCAACCCCAACUCUGGGAUGCUGGUCACCAAACAGAAAAUCGACCGGGACCUGCUGUGCCACCAGAGCCCCAAAUGCGUGAUCUCCCUGGAGGUGAUGUCCAGCUCCAUGGAGAUCUGCGUGGUCAAGGUGGAGAUCAAGGACCUGAACGACAACACGCCCAUCUUCCCCAACUCGCAGAUCGAGCUGGAGAUCUCCGAGACAGCCAGCCCUGGCACGCGCAUCCCCCUGGACGGCGCCUACGACCCAGACUCGGGCAGUUUCGGGGUGCAGACGUACGAGAUCACGCCCAACGACCUCUUUGGCCUGGAGGUGAAGACGCGCGGCGACGGCUCCCGCUUCGCCGAGCUGGUGGUGGAGAAAAACCUGGACCGCGAGACCCAGGCCUACUAUAACUACCGCAUCACGGCCCUGGACGGGGGUGACCCGCCGCGUAUGGGCACCGUGGGGCUCGGCAUCAAGGUGAUCGACUCCAACGACAACAACCCGGUGUUCCCGGAAGCUACCUACGUGGUGAGUGUCCCAGAGAACGCACCUCUCAACACGCCCGUCAUCCACCUCAACGCCACCGACCCCGACGAGGGUACCAACGGCGAGGUGGUCUACUCCUUCUACGGCUAUGUCAACGAGAAGGCCCGCGGCCUCUUCCAGAUCGAUCCGCACAGCGGGCUCAUCUCCGUGAGCGGGGCCAUUGACUACGAGCAGGGCCGCGUCUACGAGCUGGACGUGCAGGCCAAGGACUUGGGACCCAACUCCAUCCCGGCCCACUGCAAGGUCACGGUGACCGUGCUGGACGUCAACGACAACGCGCCGGUCAUCAACCUGCUGUCGGUCAACAGUGAGCUGGUGGAGGUGAGUGAGAGUGCCCCACCGGGCUACGUGAUCGCCCUGGUGCGGGUGUCCGACCGCGACUCGGGCGCCAAUGGUCGGGUGCAGUGCCGCUUGUUGGGCAACGUGCCCUUCCGCCUCCAGGAGUACGAGAGCUUCUCCACCAUCCUGGUGGACGGGCGCCUGGAUCGCGAGCAGCGGGACCAGUACAACCUGACCAUUCAGGCCCGCGACGGCGGCGUGCCCUCUCUGCAGAGCACCAAGUCCUUCACUGUCAAGAUCACGGACGAAAACGACAACCACCCCCACUUCUCCAAGGCCUACUACCAGGUCAUCGUGCAGGAGAACAACACUCCUGGGGCCUAUCUGCUCUCGGUCUCGGCCAGGGACCCGGACUUGGGCCUCAACGGCAGCGUCUCCUACCAGAUUGUUCCCUCGCAGGUGCGGGACAUGCCUGUCUUCACCUACGUGUCCAUCAACCCCAACUCGGGGGACAUCUACGCCCUGCGCUCCUUCAACCACGAACAGACUAAGGCGUUCGAGUUCAAGGUGCUGGCCAAGGACGGUGGCAAUCCGUCGCUGCAGAGCAAUGCCACCGUCCGGGUCAUUGUCCUCGACGUGAAUGACAAUACCCCGGUGAUCACGGCGCCGCCCCUGGUCAACGGCACGGCCGAAGUCUACAUCCCCCGAAACGCGGGGGUGGGCUACCUGGUGACCGUGGUCAAGGCCGAUGACUACGACGAGGGGGAGAACGGGAGGGUCACCUAUGACAUGACCGAGGGCGACCGGGGCUUUUUCGUGAUCGACCAAGCCAACGGCGAGGUCCGCACCACCCGGACCUUCGGGGACAGCUCCAAAGCCACCUACGAGAUCAUCGUGGUGGCCCACGACCACGGCAAGACCUCCCUGUCGGCGUCCGCCUUGGUCCUGAUCUACCUGUCCCCGACUCUGGACGCGCAGGAGUCCGUGGGCUCGGUGAACCUGUCCCUGAUUUUCAUCAUCGCUCUGGGCUCCAUCGCUGCCAUUCUCUUCGUCACCAUGAUCUUCGUGGCGGUGAAAUGUAAGAGGGACAACAAGGAGAUCCGGACCUACAACUGCAGCAGCUGUCUAGCCAUCCCUCGCCUCUUCUGCCAUUUCAUAAAAAGGCCCCAACGGCAAGUGGAGGGCCUGCGGCUCUGUUUCUCCUGGGAGCAGGGAGGAAGGCACAAAAGCAGGGGAGAAACGGAGCCUACCGGGACCAGGAUUGCCGAGUACUCGUACGGGCACCAGAAGAAGUCGGGCAAGAAGAAGAAGAUCAACAAGAACGACAUUCGCCUGGUUCCCCGGGAUGUGGAGGAGAACGACAAGAUGAACGUGGUCAGCUGCUCCUCCCUGACCUCAUCCCUCAACUACUUCGACUACCACCAGCAGACCCUGCCUCUGGGCUGCCGCCGCUCUGAGAGCACCUUCCUGAACGUGGAGAGCCAGGGCGGCCGGGGCGCGGGCUCCAACAACAUCUACCACCACACCUUCACGGUGCAGAGUGCCCAGCAGCCCGACCUGAUCAUCAACGGGGUGCCGCUCCCCGAGACGGAGAACUACUCCUUUGAUGCCAACUACGUGAACAACCGGGCCCACUUGAUUAAGAGCAGCUCCACAUUCAAGGACUUGGAGGGAAAUAGCCUGAAGGACAGCGGGCAUGAGGAGAGCGACCAGACUGAUAGCGAGCAUGACAUCCAGCGGGGCCUGUACUGCGACACCGCUGUCAAUGAUGUCCUGCAUAGCAGUGGCGCCUCCGUGGGAGCUCAGCUUCCUGACCAUGAUCAAAAUGAAGGCUUUCAUUGCAGGGAGGAAUGUCGCAUUCUCGGUCAUUCAGACCGGUGCUGGAUGCCCCGGAAUCCUCUUCCUACUCGGGCCAAGUCUCCGGAUCGUGGAAGAAACAUCAUCACCCUGUCUAUUGAAGCCACUGCCGCCGAUGUGGAGGUUUACGAAGACUGCACCACCAAGAGGACUUUUGCGACCUUCGGCAAGGAUGUCGGUGACCACGCAGCUGAAGACCGUUCUGCCCAGAAAGGCAAGAGAGCAGUUGACCUGUCCGUCUGCAGCCCCAAGGUCACCAGUGCCAUCCGUGAGGCAGGCAACGGUUGCGAAGCCAUCAGCCCGGUCACUUCGCCCCUCCAUCUGAAGAGUUCUGUGGCCGCCAAGCCAACAAUGGUCACCUACAGUGCCAUCAUUCACUGCCCUGCUACCCACACCGUGGAGCAGUUUCCAAACAAUGGGCCUUCUCGUCCUACUGAAGCAGAACCUCGAGGAGCUGACAGCGAGAAAGUGGUGCGCGAAGUCAACCCUCUCCUAGAGGAGAGCCCGGAGAAAGAAUCCCCGGGAGCCAAGAGGGUGAAGGACAUCGUGCUGUAAGCUGGGCACAGCCAAAAGAGGGACAACCAUGGCAACAGAUACAGAGAACAACCAUGGUGAUGGAUGUGCAGAACAACCAGCUCAACUGCUUUUUCGUGACUCACCAAUGCCUGUAUUUCCAAGCUUUCCCUAAGUGUAUUAUUUGUUUGUGAAUGAUACCGUCAAAAUGUGACAAUCCCUCUUGUUUCAACAGGCAACAGGGGUGUUCAUUUGGAGCAAAUUAGCUUUGGUUUCUCGGGGCCUUGGGGUGGGACAAAAGUAAGACAAAUUGAGUUGUAAGAAGUAUUAUGUCUUAAGUAUUUUGAAUUUCUAUAUUUUUCUAUAGUAAAAUUAUAAUGUAAAUUACUAUUGUUCAUGGAGCCGAAACUAGCCCAAACUGCACCUGGGGCGAAUUUAGUUGGGGGAGGAAGAGGUGCAGAGCACAAACUAAAGGUUAGAGGAAGUCAUCUCAGAAGAGGGCUGCCAUAUUGAGGGGUUAGGACCCAUUGCCGGUCCACGUCUCUUGAGGACCUUGAUGGGGAAGAACAGGGGACAGCAGUCACCAUGAGGAGAAAGCAGAGCCUCAUAGGGGUACCCUGGACUGAAGGCUCAUGUGCCCUAUUCUAAUCACGGCUCUGAUUAUUUGUGAAAAAUUAAAAAAAAAAUUAAAAACAAAAAACAAAAAAAAA